ACAGUAACCCUGGGUAGAAACAAGAACAAGCAUGCUACGUUCCGGUGACACGGGUACAGGGCUGAUACGCGGAUGAGAGAAGUAACAGAAUAACUUGUGGUACCGAUUAGUCCCAAGCAUCCAGGAAUAUUGUGUUUCUUAUCUAAUAACGCAGCAUCACCCGUCAACUCUGUCAUGGCUGAUCAACUAACCGGAGAACAGGUUGCUGAAUUCAAAGAGGCGUUCAGCCUGUUCGACAAAGAUGGCGACGGUACCAUAACAACCAAAGAGUUGGGGACAGUGAUGAGGUCAUUGGGACAGAACCCGACAGAAGCUCAGUUGCAGGACAUGAUCAACGAGGUGGACGCGGACGGCAAUGGCAACAUCGACUUCCCAGAAUUUCUGGUCAUGAUGGCGAAGAAGAUGAAAGACACUGAUACUGAAGAAGAGUUACGAGAAGCGUUUAAAGUAUUCGACAAGGACGGAAAUGGAUUUAUCAGUGCAGCCGAACUUAAACAUGUGAUGACAAAUUUAGGAGAAAAAUUAACAGAAGAAGAAGUGGAUGAAAUGAUUCGAGAAGCGGAUACGGACGGUGACAAACAAGUAAAUUAUGAAGAAUUCGUGGAGAUGAUGAAAAAUAAAUAAGUAAAAAGUAUUUCUGUCUACCGCUUAUUCCAGCCAUUAUUCCUCUACUCAUUGUCGUCGUCUUCCUCAACUACCCUUGGAAACCCUGUGGACAAAAGGUGUCUUCUUCUGGAUAUAAGCCCUUAGUGCUGUAAUAGUAUACAAGUCUUCCUAGUAAACGAAACAUCACCUUUAUUUUGCGAUAUAAAUAGAUUCACAUAAAUUAAUUUGGAGAAUACAUCAGGAAAGAAAAAAGCAUAACUGUUUAUAACAUUAUUAAGUGAAUUGAAAUCCUAUCGAAUAUUUAUUCAUCAGUAUUUAUUUACCUGUGACGGUUUAAUCUUGUCCCUUUCAUUUCGUUUCUAGUUUUCUGAUUAAGCACAUUGGCGCACAAUGGGUUAAAUCAGAAAUCAUGGAAAGUACGUUAUUUGAAGAACAUCGUACCAUAAAAAAUGUCAAUGACGCUAAAUUAGAUCAAGAUCGUUUGAGACGGAAUACAGAUACAGCUACCACAGUUGGGAUUGCUUCGGCCUCCUUACCGGAAUGUUCGUAUAGCACUAGUACAAAUAGUAGCUCGCCAAUAACGUUGUGUUUUUGCAUUAUAUUCUUCACUCUAUUUGUUCUAGUCUACCCAGAAUGAGAAGUUGUCUGAUAGGAUGCAAGCAUGUGAAAGACAAAGUCCAUUCAUUGUAACGUCACCUAUUUUUAAAUCAAUAUAUGUUCAUGUCACAGAAAACUAGGUUAAGCUCUGACUAAACACUAGACAACACUGCAGAAUACGUAAUUAGGAAACCAUGUCGGCUCCGUUUGACUCAAUGUGUUUAUGUUGUAUUCAUGUAUAUCAGAUUUCUCAUGUUGUUACAGUAAUGCUAUAAGCGGUUUGUUUUUUAAUCCUUCUUUAUAUUUUUAAUCAGGUAUAAUGACUUAUUUUGAAAAGAAAAUAUACGAAAUUAACUAGAUGUAUUGAACAUGCACUUAAUACUCACCAUUUCAUUUUUUUUUUUUUUAAAUAUCUACAAUUUUAUUUUUUCUAAGAGUUUGUUGACAUUAACGACGUCAUUUAAAAAUCAAUGUAGAGUUCGCUUUUAGGGGAGGGGCUGUGUUGUUUGGAUCAGUUAUUUAAGUGACUAAUGGCUACACGAGACCUGAGUGGAAGCUAAAUGCCGAUACAUUGAAUUACUGUUUGUCUUUAAUAAACGUCUUACCAACAAAGCUGUUCUAUAUGAUCCAUGACAUUAAAAUGUCUUGAAUCUGAAACGUUGUAAAUUCAAGCAAGGUAGAUUAUAUUGGAACUAUUUAUCUCCCAUUACAUCAUCGCUAACUUUGACUUCUGUAUACGAGACGAUGUGUUCAUUGUUUUAUAUUGCAUGGAAACCAAUUAAUUUAAAACACUGAACUUUGAACUCUGCGUCUCUGUGUGGUGAAAUUAUUGACAAAAACGCAUAUGAGACAUUUAAGAUCAUUUGAAAGGCAACUCAAUUAUGUACAAAAUUCAAUCAGCAUUUGUCGUCGAAAAUAAAACAGUGAAUAUUUA
This is a messenger RNA of Mizuhopecten yessoensis (Yesso scallop), 2137 nucleotides long. Its product is annotated as calmodulin-A-like. The transcript has 5 exons. The record is from RefSeq and is a predicted model, not a curated record. NCBI's taxonomy places the organism in Eukaryota, Metazoa, Mollusca, Bivalvia, Pectinida, Pectinidae. Gene Ontology annotation, molecular function: calcium ion binding; enzyme regulator activity. Bases 175 to 624 code for a protein of 149 amino acids.